Molecule: messenger RNA, 827 nt
Organism: Laccaria bicolor S238N-H82
Lineage: Eukaryota; Fungi; Basidiomycota; Agaricomycetes; Agaricales; Hydnangiaceae
Product: VAMP/synaptobrevin-like protein
Exons: 7
Coding region: 1-675 (224 amino acids)
Biological process (GO): vesicle-mediated transport
Cellular component (GO): membrane
Source: RefSeq, a predicted model, not a curated record
AUGUCACUGAUUCAUGCUCUUGUGGCCAAAGGGACCACUGUUCUUGCGGAACACAAAGCGGGCGGUCGGGAUUUCUCACAAGCUACGCAAACUAUAUUGUCCAAGAUUCCGCCAAACAACAGCAAACUCACAUAUGCUUGGGAACAAUACCAAUUUCACUACAUCUCUGAAGAUGGAUACACUUACCUCGUCAUGGCAGACGACUCUGUAGGGCGGAGAACAUCAUUUGCCUUCUUGGCUGACCUUCAACGCAAGUUUACGGCUGCUCCGUCGUCGUCGUCGUCAUCAUCUCAAGAUGAGAUACCCGCGUACAGCCUUCAAGGGAGCUUCGGACCAACGAUCUCGGCUUUGCUCCAGACCUACAACACUGCGCCUCCCUCGGACGAACUCGCGCGUGCACAAAAUGAAUUGAAUCAAGUAAAAGACAUUAUGGUUCAAAACGUGGAGCAGAUUCUCAGCAGGGGUGAGCGUAUUGAGCUGUUAGUGGAUAAGACGGAUGUCAUGGCAGGUCAGGCGACGGCUUUUCGCAGAGGCGCUCGGAGCGUCAGGAGGCAGAUGUGGUGGAAGAACAGCAAGAUGAUCGCUCUUUCGGUCGUCGUAGCGCUUUUUUUGUUAUGGCUUUUGAUGGCUCAAUUUUGCGGUGCUGGGUUGAAUCAUUGUUCGUCCCAAACUUAGGACACUCUCCUUUUAUCUCGGACGUUCGAAUCUGCCCUAUCUACUCGGCCUGGAUGAUUCUUGAUUUCCUCUUCUACAGUAUUAUUGUCUAACAUGUACAGAAUUUCUUGUUUUUAUAGCAACGAUGCCGGAAAUGCAUCAAUUCAUGCUUA